Cucurbitaria berberidis CBS 394.84 is the source of this 2367-nucleotide messenger RNA. Its product is annotated as aconitate hydratase-like protein. The record is from RefSeq and is a predicted model, not a curated record. The transcript is spliced from 5 exons. Gene Ontology annotation, biological process: tricarboxylic acid cycle. Lineage: Eukaryota; Fungi; Ascomycota; Dothideomycetes; Pleosporales; Cucurbitariaceae. Bases 1 to 2367 code for a protein of 788 amino acids. Gene Ontology annotation, cellular component: mitochondrion; cytosol. Gene Ontology annotation, molecular function: 4 iron, 4 sulfur cluster binding; aconitate hydratase activity.
AUGCAGAGGUUCUCCAGGCUCGGCCGCAUUGGCCAGAGCCUUGCUUCGCGCAGGCAAUUGGCCACCGUCAGCGAUGCUCCGCUGUCCCGCAAGGUCGAAAUGACCAACUGGGAGAAGGGCCACUACAUCAACUACAAGAAGAUGAGCGAGAACCUCGACAUUGUCCGCGCGCGCUUGAACCAGCCCCUCACCCUGGCCGAGAAGAUUCUCUACUCGCAUCUGGACGACCCCCAUGAGCAGGAGAUUGUGCGCGGCCAGAGCUAUCUCAAGCUCCGCCCCGACCGUGUAGCUUGCCAGGACGCCACCGCCCAGAUGGCCAUUCUCCAGUUCAUGUCAGCCGGUCUGCCCGCCGUCGCUACCCCCUCGACCGUCCACUGUGACCAUCUUAUCGAGGCCCAGAUUGGCGGUGCAAAGGAUCUGGCCCGUGCCAACGACAUCAAUAAGGAAGUCUACGACUUCCUCGCCACCUCUUGCGCAAAGUACAACAUUGGCUUCUGGAAACCCGGCUCUGGCAUCAUCCACCAGAUUGUCCUUGAGAACUACGCCUUCCCCGGUGCCCUCCUCAUCGGCACCGACUCGCAUACUCCCAAUGCGGGUGGUCUUGGCAUGGCGGCCAUUGGUGUGGGUGGUGCCGACGCCGUCGACGUCAUGGCCGGUCUUCCUUGGGAACUGAAGGCUCCCAAGGUUAUUGGUGUCCGACUCACUGGCAAGCUGUCUGGCUGGGCUACGCCCAAGGACAUCAUCCUCAAGGUCGCAGGUAUCCUUACCGUCAAGGGUGGAACCGGUGCUAUCGUCGAAUACCACGGUCCUGGUACCGAGAGCCUGUCAUGCACGGGCAUGGCCACAAUUUGCAACAUGGGUGCCGAGAUUGGUGCCACUACCUCUGUCUUCCCCUUCAACGACCGCAUGUACGACUACCUCGCCGCCACCAAGCGUCAACAUAUCGGUGACUUCUCUCGCGAAUACGCCAAGGAGCUCCGCGAGGACGAGGGUGCUGAAUACGAUCAGCUCAUUGAGAUCAACCUUUCUGAGCUUGAGCCCCACAUCAACGGUCCCUUCACCCCCGAUCUAGCCACCCCCAUCAGCAAGUUCAAGGAGGCUGUCAAGGCCAACAAGUGGCCCGAGGAGCUCAAGGUCGGUCUUAUCGGCUCUUGCACCAACUCUUCGUACGAGGAUAUGAGCCGCGCUGCCUCCAUCGCCGAAGACGCCAUGGCCCACGGUAUCAAGGCCAAGGCCCUUUUCACUGUCACCCCUGGCUCCGAGCAGAUUCGGGCAACCAUCGAGCGUGACGGUCAAUUGAAGACCUUUGAAGAAUUUGGCGGAAUGGUUCUCGCCAACGCUUGCGGACCUUGCAUUGGUAACCCCCUGGGCCAGUGGGAUCGUAGGGAUGUAAAGAAGGGCACUGCCAACUCCAUCAUCUCAUCGUACAACCGUAACUUCACCGGUCGCAACGAUGCCAACCCCGCGACUCACUCUUUCGUCGCUUCGCCUGACCUUGUUGUGGCGAUGACUAUUGCAGGAACCCUCAACUUUAACCCUCUUACCGACAAGCUUAAGGAUGCUGAUGGCAACGAAUUCUUGCUCAAGGAACCAUCCGGCCAAGGUCUUCCCUCCAACGGUUACGAUCCUGGACAGGAUACUUACCAGGCUCCCCCGGCGGACCGCUCAAGUGUCUCCGUUGCCGUUUCGCCUACCUCUGACCGUCUCCAGAUUCUCUCACCCUUUAAUGCAUGGGAUGGCAAGGACGCCAAGGACCUGCCCAUCCUCAUCAAGGCCCAGGGCAAGACCACCACUGAUCACAUCUCCAUGGCUGGUCCCUGGUUGAAGUACCGUGGACAUUUGGACAACAUCUCCAACAACAUGCUUAUCGGAGCUAUCAACGCUGAGAAUGGCGAGGCCAACAAGGUCAAGAACUCUUUGAACGGCGAUUACGGCGCGGUUCCCGAUGUCGCUCGUGACUACAAGAAGAACGGCGUCAGAUGGGUGGUCGUCGGUGAUUGGAAUUACGGGGAGGGCUCCUCUCGUGAGCAUGCCGCUCUGGAGCCGAGGCACUUGGGUGGUCUUGCCAUCAUUGUCCGAUCCUUCGCUCGUAUUCACGAGACCAACUUGAAGAAGCAGGGUAUGCUUCCUCUUACCUUCUCGGAGCCGGCCGACUACGACAAGAUUGGUCCCAACGACCGCGUUGACCUGGCAUGCACUGAGCUUGCCGUUGGCCAACCGAUGACUCUUACCGUCCACCCUGCUGAUGGUAGCAAAGCCUUCGACAUCAAGCUUGCGCACACUUUCAACGAGGGCCAAAUUGAGUGGUUCAAGAACGGCAGUGCUCUCAACACUAUGGCCAAGGCGGCGGCGGAGGCCAAGAAAUAA